This is a messenger RNA of Cylas formicarius (sweet potato weevil), 2528 nucleotides long. RefSeq names its product cuticle protein CP14.6-like. The record is from RefSeq and is a predicted model, not a curated record. NCBI's taxonomy places the organism in Eukaryota, Metazoa, Arthropoda, Insecta, Coleoptera, Brentidae. The transcript is spliced from 3 exons. The coding region runs from base 52 to 318 and encodes 88 amino acids.
GUCUGCUACAUUUACGUUCGACAUUUACCCGAAAAUAAAAAAAACUUUCAAAUGAAAAUGAUCGUCGUCUUUUCCGCCCUUUUGGUCCUGUGCUUAGCAGCCCCUCAAAGACUUGGCGACAAAAUCGAUGGAAAUAUGUUCGCCUACGAGGCGAAGAACGGUAUUUCCAAGAAGAAAGAUGAAGCACUGCAAAGCGUGGGUAACCAAAAUAAUUACUUAUAUACUGACGCAGACGGAGUCGUCUACACAGUGCAGUACGUCCCAGACGCGGACGGCUUCAAACCGAGGGGAGUUCAUUCACCAAAACAGGGCAAAUAAGUUGAAAUUUUAGUUAGGAAACCCAUAAGGGCGAUAUCAUAAUGACCGCAAACAUUAUUUGCACAGUCUUUCCUCUUCUCUUUCUUCAUACGUUUAAGAAACAGUUGAGCACGACUACUAUGAACACUCACCCAUUACCGGCGAUCGUCGAGGCUGUGGCUCAGUAUUUAAAUGGUCCGUCGGAUGGUCUCAAAGGGCCUUGGCGUAUCAGAGCGUCCUACCUAAUCACGACUAUUUUGUUACAUUAAAAUACUGUUGCCUAUUUAUACAUUUGUGGGUAUAUACAGUUUUUAUAUACGAUGACGAAAUGAAACUUAUUUUUCAUAGUGAUCAUUCAUUUGAUUUCAAAAUGUAGGGAGUUAUGCUUAAAGCAAAUGCUCGCCCGACUGCAAGGAUUAAUGUUUGACGUACCACGGCCCAUUCGAUCUAAAGAUUAGCUCUGUGUAAACUUGAAAUUGUAAUUUCUAGCAAUGUUUUCUCAAAAUUUUUUAAAUUUAACGCGUGCUAGUAGAUGAAACUUGUUUCUUGUGCUAGUGAAACGUCACCAGCCAACGAUAAAGUUAAAGCUGCUUUGUUAACUGAUAUAUUUACUUUUCCAGUAUUCCACAUAUCCAAAAACCAUGUCCGUUUUCUUUUUAUUGCGUUAGGUGUCAAAAUAACAGCACCCAAACGCUAAUUCGUAUAUAAAUGAUGCAUUAAUCUUGUUUCGAGUGGGGCAGAUCAAUGUAGCGGUAGGUGACGGCUUAUACCAUUAUUUUCUCUACUGUAAAUGCCCCCAAAAUUCAACAAGCAAAUCUAUCAUAGACACCAGACACAUUAUACACGCAACGAACUCUGCAAAAAUAAAUAACGUUUGGCACAACUGUUUAAUCUCGAGUUUUAUUGUUCCUUUAGUUGGUGUGUCGUAAUAGGUCAUGUUAAUAAAUCGUUUAUUGUGCAACUAUAGUGUGUCUAUUAAGAUGACAUUUUGGACCAAAGUUUAAAGUUUGUGGCUGGUAUUCGCUUAGGUGCGAGUUGCAUCAGCGGUAUCUCCUUUCUCUGGCAAUUAAGCCGAAACUUGUGGCUGCUGCAAUAACGUCAGUCGAUUGCGGAACGAUACUAAUGAGCUGCGAAUCUAAAUUGCAAACUUAGAAAUAAAAAUCAGCCGCCUUAAACUCCCACGCACAUUCAUUUGACCCCCUAAGAAUUUAUUGUAACUUCGGUUAUCGCACUCAUAACUUUAAUUCCCAAGCGCAAUUUUCGUGGAAGUUUCACCAAGCGAUAUUUAUCAAGGGCAACCUCGCAUUUUUGUGGUGUUUGCAAUUAGUUGUUUUUAAGUCCUAAUAAACAGUUUGAUUUAUGCUGCACUUGCUAAACAUCCCUUGAUAUUUACCACUAAAAGCAGUCCUAAAAAUCAACCUUGUUCUCUUUCUUUUAUUUUGCAAUCACUUUGUUAUGUAUUUUUAUUUCGGGGUUUGAAAUAAGCCCAAAUGAUGGCUUAAAUUUUUGUACUACUGUUUGUCUAACAUUGUCGUCCAUAUUUCGGCAAUAGGUAUAUUUUAUAUUGUAUUAUACCGCAAGAUAAAAAUUGCUAGUUUUAACGUUUAUACAGUUACUAGUAAACAUUUUAAAUACCUAAGGCGCCAUCUCCUGGCAGGGCGAUGAAAACAGCGCUAAUUUCACCGCGCCUUUUAAACAGUGGACUUUUGAAUGUAUUUAUGUAUUUUAUUUCUUUUUUUAUAAAAAUCUAAAACUCAAAAGGUAAAACUCACCUUUUCCGAUGGGGUGCAUAGCAGUACUCUCGUUUAUACCCCCGGUAGACUCAAUUGCCUACGUUGCCAUCUCUUCAAAGGCGACUGCACUAUUUCACGCUGUACGGCAUUUUACAGCAAUUUAAUACUUGUUCGAAAACAAACAAUUUCCUGGGCAAAGAAAAUAGAAAUGCUAAAAUUAAAAUCGACUAUUUAAAUUUUACUGUGAUCUAUUAGAAUCAAGUAAAGUAAGUAAUUAUUUUGCUAAAAAUGAUGAGCAAAAUCAUGUUUGUCCCGAUUAUCUGACAUACGCUUUACCAAAAAAUAACACUAAUAAUCGAUUAAUGCGACUUUUUUAUACCGUCACAGCAUUUAGUAUUUUUAAUAAUUGCAGUGCAUAAAUAAAAAUUGGUGACUGUCGUUUAACUGUCAUGGAACCGACCGUCCUAUAAACUUCAUUUUUUUACUCCCGCCUAUCAA